Sciurus carolinensis (gray squirrel) is the source of this 906-nucleotide messenger RNA. RefSeq names its product ribosomal protein L6 (gene Rpl6). The coding region runs from base 1 to 867 and encodes 288 amino acids. The transcript is spliced from 6 exons. Gene Ontology annotation, molecular function: structural constituent of ribosome. Lineage: Eukaryota; Metazoa; Chordata; Mammalia; Rodentia; Sciuridae. Gene Ontology annotation, biological process: translation. The record is from RefSeq and is a predicted model, not a curated record. Gene Ontology annotation, cellular component: ribosome.
AUGGCGGGUGAAAAGGCUGAGAAACCCGACGCUAAGGAGAAGAAACCUGGAGCCAAGAAGGAUGAUGCUGUUGACAAGGUUAAAAAGGGAGACCCUAAGGAUAAGAAACCCAAGAAAGGGAAACCCCACUGCAGCCGAAACCCUGUCCUGGUUAGAGGAAUCGGCAGAUACUCCCGGUCUGCUAUGUAUUCCCGAAAGGCCAUGUACAAGAGGAAGUACUCGGCUGCUAAAUCCAAGGUUGAGAAGAAGAAGAAGGAGAAAGUUCUUGCUACUGUCACAAAACCAGUCGGUGGUGACAAGAACGGUGGAACCCGAGUGGUUAAGCUUCGCAAAAUGCCUAGAUACUAUCCGACUGAAGAUGUGCCACGAAAGCUGUUGAGCCACGGCAAAAAGCCCUUCAGUCAGCAUGUCCGAAAACUGCGAGCCAGCAUCACUCCGGGAACCAUCUUGAUCAUCCUCACUGGGCGCCACAGAGGCAAGAGAGUAGUUUUCCUGAAGCAGCUGAGCAGUGGCUUGCUACUUGUGACAGGGCCUCUUUCCCUUAAUCGAGUUCCUCUGCGUAGAACACACCAGAAAUUUGUUAUUGCCACCUCCACAAAGAUAGAUAUCAGCAACGUGAAAAUCCCAAAACACCUUACUGAUGCUUACUUCAAGAAGAAGAAGUUGAGGAAGCCCAGACACCAGGAAGGUGAAAUCUUCGACACAGAGAAAGAGAAAUACGAGAUUACAGAGCAGCGCAAGGUUGAUCAGAAAGCUGUGGACUCACAAAUUUUACCCAAAAUCAAAGCUAUUCCUCAGCUCCAGGGCUACAUGCGAUCUGUUUUUGCUCUAACAAAUGGAAUUUACCCUCACAAAUUGGUGUUCUAAAUUUCUUACCAAGAACCUAAUUAAACAACUGAUACAUUU